AACCACCAUGUAUUUAUCCAGACUUAUUCCCUCCCGGAUGGGAAGCAGGGUGCUCUCGGCCCGAAUCGUUACUCCGGCUUUUCCGCGACUUUUUAGCUCCACCUCAAACACCGCCACCAAGCACUUCACAAACAGACAGCCGCUCACGAACCUCUUCCAAAGUUCAAAGCGCUGGUAUGCUACCUUCAGGGAUAAUAGCUCGCAUGGGAUCCGAAGAGCACGCCGUGUAAAGGAACAGAGCGAAGGCCUGCGCUCCAACUUUAGUGGCGGCGCCGGAAUUCCACCGUUCUGGCGCAAUCCGCAGAACAUGAAGACACUCAAACGGUGCGGAAUCUUCACCGUCGGGUUCUGCUGUAUCACCCACUUUGCCACUCCCUACGUGUAUACCUAUGUCCCUGGCUUUCUGUACUUCAAGUCACACCCGCAGUACGUUAUUUACGCAAUAAUCGGGGCUAAUCUUGCGGUGUUUGGAAUGUGGCGCCUUCCGCUGUGCUACAGGAUCUUGCAGCGAUACUUUAUCUUGGAGAAGGACCAUAUCGUGGCGCGUUCAGCCUUGUUAGGGAGCGCCUUUUCCCACCAGGACUUUUGGCACUUGGCAAUGAACAUGAUGGCGUUGUAUUCCUUUGGGCCCUCUUUGAUCUCUUGGAUCGGGGUGUCCCAGUUCACUGUCAUGUAUCUUAAUAGCUGUGUGAUAUCCUCAUUUGUGGCCGUGCUUUUGCCAAUGAUGGCCCGCAGCUCGUUACGCGUGGCGUCUUUAGGAGCUUCUGGUGCGAUCUUCUCCGUGUUCGGCACCUUUGCUUACUUGUUCCCUACCGCUGGGAUCAGUCUUCUCUUCUUCCCUAUCCCUGGCGGUGCCUGGGUCGCCUUCAUGGGUUCUAUUGCUGUUAACGCUGCGGGCUUUUUCAUGAGAUGGGGCGCCAUCGACUAUGCCGCUCAUCUCGGUGGUUCCUUGGCCGGGAUCUACUAUGGCUAUGUCUGUCGUGAGCAGAUCAAGGAGAAGUUGGAGAGAAGAAACAGACGCAUGGGGCUCUUCUAAAGUACAUAGAGUAGACAAGCACAAGAUAAAUCUUCCUGAUACACCGAGUAGCUUUUAAUGGAGUUGCAAUUACCUG
Messenger RNA from Babjeviella inositovora NRRL Y-12698, 1112 nucleotides. Its product is annotated as rhomboid protease. Gene Ontology annotation, cellular component: membrane. Gene Ontology annotation, molecular function: serine-type endopeptidase activity. Bases 8 to 1036 code for a protein of 342 amino acids. NCBI's taxonomy places the organism in Eukaryota, Fungi, Ascomycota, Pichiomycetes, Serinales. The transcript has a single exon. The record is from RefSeq and is a predicted model, not a curated record.